Molecule: messenger RNA, 2153 nt
Organism: Glycine soja
Lineage: Eukaryota; Viridiplantae; Streptophyta; Magnoliopsida; Fabales; Fabaceae
Product: transcription factor TCP4-like
Exons: 1
Coding region: 600-1736 (378 amino acids)
Biological process (GO): regulation of secondary shoot formation
Cellular component (GO): nucleus
Molecular function (GO): DNA-binding transcription factor activity; sequence-specific DNA binding
Source: RefSeq, a predicted model, not a curated record
UGUCCCUUUCGAAAGGUGUGGUGGCAGGUAAAGGAAAGCAAAAGAGGGAGGGGGUGGCAUCCAUACAGACACAAACACUCUCUCCCUAGAGAUGAAUCUAAUGUAACCAACGGUUCUAACUUCUAACUAGCAAGUAAAGUAAAAAAAAAUAUAUUUUUUUUUUGUUUUUGAAUAAUUUAAAAUAAAAAGAAAAAGUGUGGGGGAGUGAAAGUGAAAAGUUGAAAGUUGAAAGAGGCAGUUUAGGUGAUUGAAUGAGUUUUGGAUGGGUUGGUAGUGGUGUAAUGUAAUGGCAGUAGUACAAGAAGAGCAGUGAUGAAAGCAGAGAUAUGUUUAACAUUCAUUCUGACACUCUAGUCUCUACACCCUUUGGCAUGGAACUGGGAAAAUUUGAAUGGCAAGCAUCAAGUCUAAGCAGCAAGUGUUAAGAGGAAAAAAGACCAAGCAAGAACAAGAUAAAACAGUGUCUGAGCCUGGAUCCUCAUCAGCACCAGCACCAGCACCACACAACAACAACAACAACAACAACGGAAGAACAGCAACGGAAACGGGCUUUUGCGGGUACGGUGGAGCAUGCAGCAACGACGUCGUCGAGGCAGGGGAUGGUGAGAGCAAGUGGUGGAGGAGGUGGGGAGAUAGUGGAGGUUGAAGGCGGUCACAUUGUGCGGUCUACAGGGCGGAAGGACCGUCACAGCAAAGUGUGCACCGCCAAAGGCCCGCGUGACCGACGGGUGAGACUAUCGGCCCACACCGCGAUCCAAUUCUACGACGUCCAGGACCGCUUGGGCUACGACCGCCCCAGCAAGGCCGUCGACUGGCUCAUCAACAAGGCCAAGUCCGCCAUCGACCAACUUGCCCACCUCCCUCCCUGGAAACCCACUCUCCCUGCACCUCAAAACGACGACGAAUCUGACAAGCUUAACCCCAACCCUAACCCUAUCCCUAUCCCUAUCCAUCACCCUGAUGCUGAAAUUCUCCACCAGUUCAACGAGAACGAUACCGAGAACCUUCGGUGCGAUGGAGGUGGAGGUUCCAGUUAUCUUCCGAUGGAUAACGACGCGAUAAGGUCGUUUUUCCCCACAACGACGUCGUCGUUGGUUCACUUCCAGAGCUACCCACCGGAUUUGCUUUCCAGAACCAGUAGCCAGGACCUGCGUCUCUCGCUUCAGUCUUUGCAAGACCCGGUUUUGCUUCACCAGAAUCACCACAACAACGAGCACGUGCUUUUUGCUGGAACCGGGUUUGAAAACAUGGUAGCGUGGAAUAGUAGUAGUAAUAAUAAUAAUAAUACUGCUUCUAAUGAUACUUGUGGUGGUGGUGGUGGUGGUGGUGGUGGUGGUGGAGGAGGGUUUGUGUUUAACGCUCCUUCGACUUUGACAGGGCCGGCGACGGUGGGGUCGCCGGCGGUGGUGUUUGGUCAUGGUCUUGGUCAAGGCCAGUAUUUUACUCAGAGGGGACCCCUUCAGUCCAGUAACAGCCCUUCCGUUCGUGCGUGGAUUGACGCGCCGUCGUUCGUCGCUGCCGCCGCCGAUCAUCGGCAUCAUCAUCAUCACUAUCUGUCUCCCGCGGCGGCCGCGGCGGCGUUGGUGUAUCAGUCUGCUCCUUCAACGGCGGCAUUUGCAGCGGCGCCCGGUGGCUUCUCGGGAUUCCGCGUGCCGGCACAAAUUCAGGGCGAGGAGGAGCAUGACGGCGGCGUGUCCGAUAAGCCGUCCUCUGCUUCCUCCGAUUCUCACCGUUGAUUCUCGCCGUUGAACCGCCCGCCAACAUCCUCAGCCGAUUUCGGUCUCCUUGGAAUCAAUUGGGUAUGUGUGUGAUCUGUUUUUUGCAGGGAUGAUGGGGGAGAUGGAGUUUGACUUGGAAUGGUUUGGUUCGGUUCAGUGGACUAUUAUGCUUGUGGAAUGAAGAAAAUCUGGGGUUGAAUUUCCAGGUUUUGAAUUCUCCAGUUUGUUAUGUUAAUUUAUUUUAUGUUUUCCAUGUUUCAUUAAGGUGACUUUCAAGUUUGAGUACACUGUUGUGUGUUGGAUUUUAUUUUUGCUGUUUGUUAUCAAUUUGUAGUAUUGGAUGAUCUAUUUGUACUUGUUUGGUAUCUAGUUUUUGGUUUGAAAACAUGCACGUAGAUACUGCUAUAUCACUUAUUCACUGCCUAGUUUGCUCGA